Molecule: messenger RNA, 366 nt
Organism: Phytophthora infestans T30-4
Lineage: Eukaryota; Oomycota; Peronosporomycetes; Peronosporales; Peronosporaceae
Exons: 2
Coding region: 1-366 (121 amino acids)
Source: RefSeq, a predicted model, not a curated record
AUGGUGGCGUCUACUCCGGUGGGGAGAUCGAACGAGAAGGGAGGCUUGGCGCUUGCCUUCUUGGUCGUGCGCUGCUACUUGGCUGGAGUUGAGUUGAGUGGCGUACGUGAGCUGGAUCGCUUGGGGACAGGGCAGGAUGACGACAACGCGCUUCAACGGGGACUGCGAAGUGUCGUCAGCGAGAAGCCGGAGGACCAGUCUGUCGAGGGCGUCGAGCCCAACGGAGUGGCUGUUGGCAGCCAGAACGGCUCGGAGGCGGCUCCAGAACUGGAUCAUGAAGUGAAGAGGGGUGGCGUCGUCUUCCUCCCUGUCUUUGUCGUCAAGGCGAGAGCGGAGCUGGUCUUCGUCCGUUGGGGUCAUCCCUGA